Molecule: messenger RNA, 2869 nt
Organism: Vitis riparia (riverbank grape)
Lineage: Eukaryota; Viridiplantae; Streptophyta; Magnoliopsida; Vitales; Vitaceae
Product: interactor of constitutive active ROPs 3
Exons: 5
Coding region: 647-2527 (626 amino acids)
Source: RefSeq, a predicted model, not a curated record
UUCCAGAUCUGUUAUGUUUUGGAGAUCUGCAGGAAAAAUCAGAAGGGUUUGAGCCGUUUCUGGGAAUCUUCUGUUUUAUUUUUAUUUUUUAUGUAUAUCAUUAUUUUCUCCCCCACAGUCAUAGUCAUUGCCCUUAAUUCGCGGGAAUGACAGAGAAAAAUGCCUCUUCUAUUGUUUCUACUCGUUGAAAAAAUUAUGAGAGUGCCCCUAGACGAGCCAAUUGACCUAAUUUCCGGUUUGUCACCAAACAUUUAUUUUUUCUUUUUUCAUUUUUUCCUCAUGGGCUGUGUAAGGUGUGAGGGUCUCUUCCUGUGGUCUGGCUGGGGUGGACUAUUAAAGGGCCCAACCAUCAAAAUUUUUGCAUGAUGGGGUUGGAUGCAGACUAAAACUUGUGUUUUUACAUUGUCUGCAUAAAAUGGGAAAAUCUGGACAAAUCGGAGUAGCCCAAUGGGGUGUAAUCUCUCCGAUUUUGUGGGUCCUUUCAGGAAAUAUAGCUAUUGGUCCUUGAUCGUGAGGAUGCAGUACUGAGUGGAGAUGAAGAUAACUUGAGUAGUCCUUGGACUUGUGGGUCAGGGAGCAUUGAAUUAGAGCAACUUACGUACUCAUUACCAAAUUUUUACUUUGUGACCAGAAAGGAAGUUAAAUUAUGCAGACUCCAAAAGCAAGCAGAAGUAGUCCUUCGGGAGCACCUCAAAAGAUCUCUCCUCGAACUGUACGCCAACUCAAGACAACUUCCUUAGAGUCUGACUCUGCAUCCCCUUCGAAUCAAGCAAGUAGAACACCAAAAGAUAAAAGCCCUAAGGUUAUUGAGCGCAGGUCACCCAGAAGCCCAGUGUCUGAGCUCCAGAAAAAACGCCCAAACAGAGUGACCGAAUUGGAAUCUCAGAUCUCUAAGCUUCAGGAGGAUCUGAAGAAGGCAAAGGAUCAGUUGAGUUCUUCUGAAUCAUGGAAAAGGAGUGCUCAACAAGAUGCCGAGGAAUCCAAGAAGCAGCUAUCAGCCAUGUCAUCAAAGCUUGAAGAGUCCCAGAGGCAGCUUCUGGAGCUGUCUGCUUCUGAGGAAGAUCGUGUCAUUGAGCUUCAAAAGAUCUCACAAGAAAGGGAUCGAGCAUGGGAGUCAGAGCUCAGGGCUGUCGAGAAGCAGCACUCUGUUGACUCAGCUGCCUUGGCCUCUGCCAUGAGCGAGAUUCAGCGGCUGAAAUCCCAGCUUGAAAUGAAAGUUGAAUCUCAGGUUGCUCAGACCAAGCAUACAGAAUCAGCUGACUCUGAGCUUCAUAGCUUGAAAGAAAACCUUGCAGAAACCCUCUCUCUUGUGGAGAACAUGAAAAACCAGCUAAAGGAUUCGAAAGAAUCAGAGGCUCAGGCCCAAGCACUGGCUAGUGAAACGCUUCUGCAAUUGGAAACUGCAAAAAGUACCAUAGAGGCACUCAGAACAGAUGGUGUUAAAGCCGCAGAGACUUAUAACUCCAUCUCUUUGGAGUUAAAUGAGUCGAGAGCACGUGUAAACUUUCUAGAAGGACUAGUAAGCAAGCUUAAGACAGAUCUUACUGAAGCUCGCAGCAGUUCCCCAAAUUAUGCAGGUAAUGAUAAUCUUGAUGAGCAGCAAGCUUCAGAACAUGAGGAAAUAGAAGAGUCGAAUCAACUCAAAGCAGAGCUUGCUUCUCUGAAAAUUGAAGUGGGACAGUUAAAAUCUGCUCUGGAUGCUGCUGAGAUCAGAUACCACGAAGAACAUGUUCAGAGCACAGUGCAGAUUAGAAGUGCUUAUGAGCAUGUAGAGCAUGUGAAGUCUGCAUCAAGUUCGAGACAGGCUGAACUACAGGUGGAACUAGAGAAAACAAAGGCUGAUAUUGAAGAGUUGAAGGCAAACUUGAUGGAUAAGGAAACUGAAUUACAGGGUAUUUCAGAGGAGAAUGAGGGGCUGAUGAUGAAGCUUCAGAGUAACUUGUCAUGCCAGAGAGAAUAUGAACUGGAAAAGGAGCUUAAGAAAUCAAAGGAGGAUGUUGCAAAACUGAAGGAAAAUUUGAUGGAUAAGGAGACAGAAUUUCAGUAUGUAGUAGACGAGAAUGAGACGCUGAAAUUGGAAAUGAAGAAAAGAGAAAUGGACAAGGGCAAAUUUGGUGAUGGCAUUGCUUCCGAAAUAGAGGCAGCAAGAGCUGCAGAGCAAGAAGCUCUCUUGAAGCUGGGGUAUGUGAUGGAGGAGGCAGAUAAGAGUAGCAGGAGGGCAGCUCGGGUGGCUGAACAGCUAGAGGCAACACAGGUGGCAAAUUCUGAAAUGGAAGCAGAGCUGAGGAAGCUCAAGGUGCAAUCGGACCAGUGGAGGAAGGCCGCAGAGGCUGCUGCAGCUAUGCUUUCAGCAGGCAGCAAUGGAAAGUUGACCGAGAAAACAGGAUCUCUGGACGGUAACUAUAAUCACAUUACUGGGAAGAUCACUUCACCUUACUUAGAAGACUUGGACGACGAAUCACCCAAGAAGAAAAACGGGAAUGUGCUAAAGAAGAUUGGGGUGUUAUGGAAGAAGCCACAUAAAUAAGAUCACCAUUAAGAAGAUACCUUGGUGGGUGGAAACAUCUACUUCUCACCAUUGAAAGUAAACUUGGGGUGGUAAUGGAUACAAUUUGCAAAGCUCUAAUUAUGGUAUGUAAGUGGUCAGUGUGUCUGGUUGUAUAAUAGAACCUUCUGGCCAUCAGGCACCAUCGAGUAAAUACGUAGGGCCGUGGAGGCAACUACCUUUGUAAUAAGAUUUAACCGUUUUUACUUGCUUUUCAACCAUUGUUGAUUCUCAGAUACUGUUUCCUUGUGAACUGGUUUCUCAGGCAGGUUCAUGAAUGAAUUCUGCAUAAGCAAGUUAGUUUUGUUGUGCUAUGUAAAUGCA